AUGAAGUCAAUUCUCAACCAUGCCGCCCAAGCCAUCAUGGCAUUGGCCGCUGCGUUGCCGGCCUCUGCGCAGAACUUGUCCUACGGAGCUGACAACUUUUACCGUAGCGAGCAGGUCGCGAUCCAGCCCAUCUCGUUCAAGUCGGCCUACAACGCGACCAUUGUCGGCAACCUCUUUACUCGCAAGAACAUGAGCCUGAGCGCUUCCUCACCGGCCAUCGUGGUCGGCCACCCCAUGGGCGCCGUCAAGGAACAAUCUGCCAACCUGUACGCCACCAAGAUGGCCGAGCAGGGCUUCGUCGCCCUCACGCUGGACCUCCCCUUCUUUGGCCGGAGCGACGGCCCUCAAAGCGUCGUCUCGCCCGAUGUCUACACGGAGGCCUACCGCGCGGCGGUUGACCACCUCGGCGCGCACGCCUUCGUCGACCGGGAGCGGAUCGGCGCGCUCGGCAUCUGCGGCUCCGGCGGGUUCGUCAUCAACGCGGCCAAGAUCGACGCCCGCAUCCGCGCCGUCGCCACCGUGUCCAUGUACGACAUGGGCGCCGUGGCCCGGAGCGGGCUGCGGGGGGCCGUGUCGGCCGAGCAGCGCAGGCAGGCGGUCGCCCGCACGUCGCGGCAGCGCUGGGCCGAGGUGGACGGCGCCCCGGUCGGGUACUCGGACGGGUUGCCGAGCCGCAUCACCAACGACACGGACGCCGUCACUCGUGAGUUCUAUGACUUUUAUCGCACCGCCCGUGGCGAGUUCACGCCCGAGGGGUGGCCGCGCAACCAGACUAUCUUUCGCACGACGACGAGCAACAUCGUGUUCCUCAACUUUUACCCAUUCAACGACAUUGACACCAUCUCGCCUCGUCCUCUUCUCAUUGUCGCCGGUGACCAGGCUCACUCGCGAGAGUUUAGCGAUAAUGCCUAUGAUGCUGCUGCCCAACCCAAGGAGCUCUACUGGGUACAGGGAGCAAGCCACACCGACUUGCGGAACUCACUACGUCGGCCGCCUUGUCGCAGACGAGGCUCUGGCUCGCAGCCACCAAGUCACCGUCUUCAACCGCGGCAACAAGCCGGCCCCGCGGGAGCCCGAUCCCUGGUCGGCGACCGUCUUGCCGAGGACGGCUACGCCGCCCUCGACGGCCUCUCCUUCGACGCCGUCGUUGACACCUGGGCCGCCGACCCCUCCGCCGUGAAGCGCACCGUCGCCGCCCUCCGGGACCGCGUGAGGCACUACGCCUUCGUCUCCCAGCCUCAGCGUCUACGACCACAAGGCGUCGCCCGCGCCCGCGAGGCCGCCGCCUCCGGCGCCGCCGACCCUCAUCGUCCGCCCCGACGCUCGCGCCGGGGCCCGCGGAUUUUGUCGCUGCAGUUCAUCGACGGGCGCGACCUGGCGGCAUUCCUGGUCGACGGCGCGGAGCGCCGGCUGGAGGUCACGUUCGACGCCGUCUCGGGGCGGGGACACGUCACGCUGAAGGGGCUUCUGGCGGCCGCCAACGAGGAGCGCGGGCGGCAGGGCGGAGCUGCGCUGGGUGGACGGCGAGGAGGUGGCGAAUCGUACGCGUUCAUCUUCCAAAGCACGGGCGAGAGGGCGGCCGCGGCGGGACUGAAGAUCCGGCCGGCGCUGGAGACGGUCAAGGAUACUUGGGAAUGGGUGAAUGCCAGCGGUUGGAAGAUCGGAGACGGUCCCGCGGGCAUUCCGGAGUAUGUCGAGGCUGACCUUGUUGAGAAGCACGGUGGUGGAUUGAACAAGGCAUGA
This is a messenger RNA of Cordyceps fumosorosea ARSEF 2679, 1743 nucleotides long. RefSeq lists its product as hypothetical. The record is from RefSeq and is a predicted model, not a curated record. NCBI's taxonomy places the organism in Eukaryota, Fungi, Ascomycota, Sordariomycetes, Hypocreales, Cordycipitaceae. The transcript has 4 exons. Bases 1 to 1743 code for a protein of 580 amino acids.